GCUUCAGUCGUUUUCGACAGUUUGACCUUCAAGUGCUCAGUAACCUUCAUCGAUGGACGAUGUGGUUAUGAUUACCCCUUCAUAUAACUUCGUCAAAUCAAUCCACAGGUCGCUAUCGGAAACAAAUAAUAUCUCUUAUCUUAAACUUCUUACAGAUUCUCUACUGGUUCUUGAUGUUGGUCAAGAGUUUUCGUUAACGUUUGCGGAUAUUCAUGGUUUGAAAGUCAUCUUUUUGGAUACAUUUGUUGAGUGGACAUGUCAAUUUGCAUCUUUACUUCCUGCUUCCCUCAGUAACAACACUGGAGGGAUCCGCAUGGCUGGAAUAGUCAAUGACAUAGUAAUGGAGACGCUUGCCUUUACUAACAACAUUACAAAUGAAUUGAAAUUGGGAUAUUCCAAUGUACCUAAACCCCUGAUGGAUUUUUCAAACCACCUGAAGUUUUUGAUGUUAUCCGUUCAACGUCCUCACAACCCGAUUCCUAGCUGCCUUGGCAACAGAUUGCUGUGUUUUUCAUAUAAGCAGAAAUGAGGUAGCACCUGACAGUAUUUAAUGAAUGACUUGUAAUUGAUUUUUCUUCUAAAUGCGCAACUUUUAUUCGCUCCCGUAUGGUAUCUAACUGCGUAAGGAUUGGUAGUUAUUUGUAACAGGUAAGUUUGCCAUAACUAUUUCAGCUAUGCAUUAUCACUUUAAAAAAACCCGACGGCUCGAACUGUGAAGCGUUAUCAAAGUCUAAUAAUUUGACAAAAUAUUAUUACUGCAACCUAUUAUGACCACAAACCAUUGUCUACUUGACGCUGUAUAACUGGAGAAGAGCUGAAACCACCCGGUGUAAGGAAGAAGAAAACUCCAUCUAGGCGUGCGUUUGGCUGGAUUGAUUAUUGUUGUAAAUUAAGGAGUUACUGUAGCAGAAUGUUACAUUGUAUCAAAUUAGCAAAUACAUCUUUGUCUUCUGAAGAGGAUUUAGAGGAAGUUUUUGAACCGUAUUCGAAAAUCCCAUGCACCACGUAAAUUACCUUUUUUUCUUAUAGAGGAUAAUGAAAGCUUAAGCAUUUCAGCAUUAAAAACAUUAACUAAACGUGAAGUAAUGAAAGACACUGUUAAUAUUGAGGACUCAUUAAUCUCAUUGAAUAUUCAUAUGGAUUCAAACUUGUUCAGUAACAUUUACAGACUGGCGUAUGAUAAGAGCGGUAUUAUACAGAUCAUUCAACGGGUGCAAACAGAUUACCAGGUUAGGUUUACAAAGAAUAUCUAUUUUUUUAGUGAGAAUUUCAUAAUCCUCUUUACUUAGUAAUGACUAGUAUGAACAUAGGAAGUCUAUUCUGUGCUAAACUUGAAAAUGACUUACAGCAUACCUGUUUAUUAGUUGUUUUCUUUCAUCAGUAUACACUCCUAACCUAUUUCAUGGUUGCAUCCAUCUAUUUACUUGUUGGGUUCUUUGGUUUUUGUAUUUUAUCAAACUAACUUCCAAAUAUCUUUGCCAUUUAUUUGUGGUUAUGGGAUUUAGAGUGGAGCGAUAGAUUAACGGCUAAAGUACUUGGCUUUCAUUCAGUAGAAUACUAGUAAUAAACAGAGAGAUUCCUAGAAUUUCUAUCCUUCGAAGUUAAACUUUGCAGAGUCAGCUUGUUAAUUAUUUUAAAAAUAAAAGAAGAUUAUCAAAGUAAACAUCAGAAAUUACUGGUUUUGAGCUGUUAGUUGAUACACAUAUAUCACCUAUAAUUUGGUGUUAAUUUGCGUUAUUGUCCGACUAUUAAUAUAUGUUUGACAAACUUAUUCUAGCUCGUCAGUUUUUAUAUUUAGUAGGAACUGUGCAUUUUCAUACCAUCUAUACGCCUCUAUUUCGGAUUGUUUCUAAUUUAGCUAAGCAGUUACUUCAUCUUCUAAAGGUAUUGAGGACAUAUUUACUCACUAGUAUUCAUAAUUGAGCACGGUCAGCUAAAACACUGGGAUAGUAACUAUACUUCAGCAACUAUGCUGGAACUGUUUUCAUAUCAUUUUCCCCAUAGUUAUACUUUUUCUAAAGAAAAAUAUAACUACUUGUUUAAAAUCGUUUUUAAUUACUUAUAGGAUCUAAAUAAAGCAGAUAAUAAAAACUUACCCAGUCUUGCCAACAUUCAACAACAUUUACUUAAAUUGUCAUCAGUUUUUAUUACUUUGGAUACUUUGAGGCGAUUCAGUGACGAAAUACCACUUGAACAACUCCAAACACCAGGUAUAUAUACCGGGAAAUCUCCAUAUGUGUUUAAAACUUUUUGUUAUAACAAAAUUGGUACAUUUUAUUGUUAAGUGCCCCGGAGACCAUGUACACAUUCGUUAACCGACCUAUCGGAUAAUAAAAUGUUCUUGCGAUAUAUAUGUCUAUAAUCAUAGUAAUACUUUUUUUAGACGAUUAAUCCAUUACCGUAAAAAAGUAUUUUUUUAAAUCAAUUUCCAGUAAAAUAGAUUACUAACCUUUUUUAGAUUCUUUGCACACCACGACUCUCCUGACUCAUUGCUACCAAUCGUAACUACCUAAAACAUAUAAUAGUGUAUUUAUCACUGAUAGUUGACGAAUGUUUUAUAUUUAGUGAAAGAAUUACAAAUUUAGGUAGUAGAUAUUUAUAUGAUAUAUAGAUUUCCUUCACUCAUCUUUACUCACUAACCUUGACUACUUGAGUUUGGAAUAUAUAUUUAAGUCAUUUUGUGACAAUCUUAUACGAAUUUUUUCUUACUUUAUCACCUGUUGUAAGUUAAAUAGCUGUGUCCAGUGCUGUCUAACACUCAAUAAUUCUCCGUUCGUUGCUGAUUCUCGGUGAAAAUCAUUCCAUUAUUUCAUGUUUAACUAAAGGCGAUUCGAAAUUCCCCACUUUCCCGGUGCAAUAUUUAUCAAUGUUUAUUUGAAAAUCAUAGACUUGGAAACAUGAUGUAUGCAUAAAUAAUUGUCUGAGGUGCCGUCGCAGACAUAGCUAACUAACAAGUUAUAGAAUACAAAAAGUAUAGCCUUAGGGCUUCUUGACAAUUGAAUUUAAAUACUAAUAACUACUGAUACUGUUAAUAUUUCUGCUACUCUGGAAUUUAUCUUGAUAAUUUCAUCUUGCUGUGCUAAUAUGGUAUGGUAACUUGAACCGAUGUGAAAAUCUGCCGGGUUCUGUGUUACACGUGACUGAUUUAAAAGUAUUGUGAAUGUGUUCUCUGCUUGUUGCAUACAUGUAGAAAUAACGUUGACCCCAAUUAGGGAGUUCUGUACAAUAAAAGCUUAGUAAUCUUUACCAUUACCAACAUUUAUUUAAUCUGAGGGCUCUAACUUCAACCGGCUCAUUGUAACAAUAAUUGGUUCGUUGUUAAUAAAACUUUGUGCAGUCGAUAUCGAGAUGAGAAAAAUAUCCAUCACCUUUGGUUCACUGCACCAAUUGUUUAAAAGAACUACAUCCAAGGUUUUUGAAGCAAACAUCAUUCGUUUAAGUAAAUACCACCAACGCCAAAAAACUACACUGUCAUGAUAUAAUUAAUAACAAUGUCUAACGGUAAAAUAGAAUUCUCGAGCGUUUUUUAAGCUACGAACUUAUCAUUCCUCAGCAUUUGAGAAGAUCGCGUAAUAUGAGAUACUGAAGGGGUUAAACCUGUUCGUAAACAGCGUAUCCUGUAUGUUUUACGCGCUAAACAUGUUAACUUCGUCGUUUAGAAAUCGAGAGCUAGGUGAAAACAUUGAUAGAUGCAGCUUCAAAUUAUGCAGAAUAAUUGAUUUUCAUAAGAGCAUAUCUUUAUUUUGAUAUCAUAACAAGUAAGAGAAAUAAACGUCUGUAUUGCACUAGCAUCUUUUCGGGUGUCGAAAUUCCUUUCAAUAAGCAAAUGUGUAAUUAACUUACCGUAUCAUCCGUUCAAUACUACUGUUUUGGUUUUCACUAUUCUAGUAAUUUUAGCCGAUAGUAAGGGAUUGAAACAUACGCCCAUAAUUAGUGGUAAUGAAAACGCUGAUAUGGAUUGUGAACGAAAAGGAAGAAAAUUAGUUGACAAAUGUUGCUUUGAACAAUUUUGUGGGCCAUCACCCUCAACAUCAACGUGUACACCUGUCCCUGAAGAAAAAAAGAAAGUUAGGAAGUAUAUAAUCCGUCUUCCGAAAGAGGAGUGGAAAUCACACAAAACACCUUGGACAAUUGAAGAAUCUAUAGCAUUAUGGCAUGGAGUAAUGUAUGCUCCUGGUUCGAAAAGUUGGUCUCAAAUCUGGCAUCAAUCCUUCCGACAUAGUAAUCGUAGUCAAGUAAAUUUAAAAGACCGGUGGCGUGUAAUAGAUAAUAGUGAAACUAUUAAAAAUGUAAUUCGACAGGCGUAUAUUAGUUGGACAUCACAGUUUACAAAUGGAAAAGGCAGUCCAGUCAGAUAUAAUAAUUUACCAAUGCCAGUUAUUGUACGUACCUGUCAAUCAACUUAACCUUUGUAUUUUCUGAAUCUUAACAUACUAAAUGUGCAAUAUAUACAAAUAUUUUGUUAAAUUCAAAUUUUCCGUCAUCAUUAAAAAUCCAUAUUUUUCGGUGAGG
Molecule: messenger RNA, 4512 nt
Organism: Schistosoma haematobium
Lineage: Eukaryota; Metazoa; Platyhelminthes; Trematoda; Strigeidida; Schistosomatidae
Exons: 6
Coding region: 3954-4406 (150 amino acids)
Source: RefSeq, a predicted model, not a curated record